GUCCCGUUUGCAACCGGAACCACAUCCAGAUGAGCAGCCAACAUGUAAGGAGUGACUAUACCAUCUUGGAAAACUAUCAGCUUACCAAAAAUGCUGUGCAGAAGACCAAACGCAGCGUGGCAAAAGUGCUGUUGCAUCAGUCACGUUGCUUGAUUCUUUGUCACAUAUAGCCACCAGUUCAUAAGUCCCGCCACAAGGCAGUAUUUACUUCUCAUCCAUAAGAGAGGACAUCUAUCGGGUCGCACAAGUCAUGCUACUUUAUUUUAUCAACCAGACCCGAUAAACUGGCACACACCAACAUCAACGCAGAUCUUCCUAACGAAAGAAAAAAUUCCAAGAAAAUCGUUGUUUGAAGCACACACGGCUUCUCUCAGCGUGGAGGAGUGCAAAGGAUACGACCGGAAUUUCAAUGCUCGUCGACCGCACACUGUCGACGCAUCGAUUCCGCGAGGAGAAGUCUUAAUUUUUGGCCGCCGCUUCUGAAACGGAAGCCACUGAAUGGCUGACGUCCCUGUCACAGCCGUCGUUCGUUUGGGACAACAUGAUGGACGUCACCUCGCCUUCCUCAGUCCAACACAGUAGUCCUUUCAAGUCUUUUUAUUUAAAUCCGCCAAAAUGGAUCAACUGUCCGUCGCUUCGGCUCCGCUCGAUUUGAUUUCCGUCAUUAUGAUCAGCCUGACGGACACGUUGUGCUUGAUUGUGGCAGGUUAUGAAAUCGUGCCCGGCGCUCCCGCUUUGCCCUGACCAUGGCCUGUACUCGCCUCGCCUGUAGGCUACUUCACAUGUCGAAGCCCUGAGCAGAGAGCCUUGCCAAGCCUGCCAAGCCAAGCCAGGUCAAGCUAUCGUAAAAUACCAGCAGCAGUUCGCACCUUCUUGAAAUUCUGGGUACUCGCCUUGAGCGGAAGUAGAGUCGGUCGAACCUACAUCUCGCAACAGUCUACUUUACCGGCCAAUUUGUUGAGCUUGCUUCAGACCGGUUCACCUCGAAUCCAACGUCAGGUAACCGCUCUUUUACGACGCAUGCUGCCUGAGCUACCCCCUCCUGUUUUUGCUUCAUUAGUUGGCGUCGACGUGCUGCUCACUACUGAUUAUGGUAUUCUGCAUUCGUCAAUUCCACUGGAUCAAUUGAAAGGGUCGGAAUCUUAGAUGUUGUUCUGGCAUGUAUCGCCAAAGCGUUAACAAUCCAAGUAAAAAGUAAAGGACGUGAUAAAGACGUCUAGUAUAAAUCCCAUUUCUUCUGUGACGAUGGCUAGUAUCUUCAACAACCGACAGCCCACCUCAGCGUCAACUUGGAUCUCGCUGGUGGAUGAGAGGCCACAUGCCACGUCGUGUAAGCAUUAUCCAGCUCGUUAGAGAUAUGACAUCGGGUAAUUUGUCUGAAGUAUGGUCAGCUGUAACGAAAGCAGGCAUUGCGAAAGCUGUUCUUGCGCUUACAAAUUGGAUGAAGAUCGCCGCAGUUCCCUGGAUUGCUUGCAAACACCAUCUGUGUGGUUGACGUUGGCUGCCCUUUGCCUACUGCAAGACGAGCCCGUCGAACGUCUCUCAUCAACACAGUGGGCUCGCGGAGCAGUGAACAAACCGCAGUGUAACAAUCACGACGACGGGGACACAAAUUGUCUGUUCCGACUGCGGGCCGCUUUGUAUUGAUUGCGAUCGAGUUCUGCAUCUUUCACGCAAAUUUUGCUCCCAUCAGCGUCAGGUUUGCAAAGAGGAAGAAGAAGCUAUCAAAGUCGAUGUUCACGAGGAAUGUGGUCGCGUUAAAUUAUUUUGGAUUUUGGCGCUUUCUGACGCCAGGAACCUCAAGUCUUUGGUUGAGUUUCCGUCUCUUCCGUCUACGUCACUGCCGCUAUACGAACGAAAGUGGAAAUUAUCACGGCUCCUUGAUUGGCGGCGUCGGGGCCUCCUCUUCUUGUCGCUAUUGUAGUUCGGCUAUGUCUCCGUCAGCAUCUGCUUCGUUGUUUGACAAUCAAACAAUCAAUGUGUGCAGCGAACCAGAUUGCGUCGAAUAUUCACGAAAUGCGUGUCUCAAAACGCUCGGUUGUGGCCACCGCCACCCUUGCGGGGGAGUGCGUGGUGAAUCAGAAUGCCUUCCCUGUUUGUUUCGUUGUUCUGGCAAUUCAGCAAAUCUUAAGCAAGACGCCGACGACAUGUGCGUGAUCUGCUUCACCGAAGCUCUGUCUGCUGCACCAGCCAUACAGCUAAGUUGCAAACACGUCUUCCAUGCCCAAUGCUGUCGUUCAGUUCUAUCAAAGAAGUGGCCUGGGUCGCGCAUCACCUUCAGCUUUUCUCGUUGUCCUAUUUGCAAGGCUGAAUUACGAAAUGAGUUCCUGGAUGAUUUGUCAAUUCCGAUACGUGAGCUUUUUGAAGACGUCAAGCGCAAAGCUUUGAUGAGACUCGAGUACGAAGGUCUCCACCAAACUGAAGCCAUUUCAUUGCCUGGAAAUCCAUUUUUCCAGAAUGCCGAAGGAUAUGCCAUGGAACGCUACGCAUAUUACGUUUGCUUCAGAUGUAACAAGGCCUAUUACGGCGGAGAAGCUCGUUGUGAGCAAGGAUUGGCCGUCGAAGGAGUAGGUGGUGGUGGUGAUUCAUUCAAUCCGUCGGAACUUGUGUGUGGCGGUUGCAGCGAUGUUUCAAGAGCACAAAUGUGUCACCGCCAUGGUGCUGAUUACCUCGAGUACAAGUGCCGUUAUUGCUGUUCAGUGGCUGUCUUUUUCUGCUUCGGAACAACUCAUUUUUGCAAUGCCUGUCACGAGGAUUAUCGCCAUGUCACGGAAAUGCCAAAACAUGCUUUGCCUAAAUGUCCUGCCGGACCGCGGGGUCGUCAGCUAGAUGGGGAUGAAUGUCCACUCCAUCUCGUCCAUCCACCUACUGGAGAAGAGUUCGCUCUUGGAUGCGGUAUGUGUCACAAUGCCCACACAUUUUAGCCUGAACUACCUCAGGCUGCCAUUCAUGGAUCACUCGAAAAAAUUAAUUCCCGCCACAUUUUUGUUGCGCAAAAAGUAAUAAAGAAUAAUUCGGAAAUUUAAUCUAUGGAAUAAAAAUCUUUGUGUACGCUCUGGCUGACUCAUUGACAUUGAGGUUCAUAGAAUAUAGAUAAUCAUGUCUGCUUUUCAUUCCAUUUGAUGUUGUAAUAAACUAAUUUCCACUC
Molecule: messenger RNA, 3148 nt
Organism: Daphnia pulex (common water flea)
Lineage: Eukaryota; Metazoa; Arthropoda; Branchiopoda; Diplostraca; Daphniidae
Product: E3 ubiquitin-protein ligase MYCBP2-like
Exons: 16
Coding region: 1734-2924 (396 amino acids)
Cellular component (GO): nucleus
Source: RefSeq, a predicted model, not a curated record